UCCAUAACAUCCUUUAUUUUACACUGGUCCAGCUCGCAUCUGCUAUAUUUCAAUCUCCAGCUUACACACCACUUACAGUACUAUCGCAUAUCCCUUACACACACAUUUAAUCCCUGACAAAAAACGUUCAAAAUGGCUAUGGCCCCGCCCCGCAAAGGCGAGAACUGGGAACUUCGCCAACAGCUGAACUCAGAGUACAGGGAUAAGCGGGCAGAUGCUAUCAAGAGAGUCAUUGCGAACCAUACCAUUGGCAAGGACUGUAGUGGCUUGUUUCCCGAUGUCGUCAAGAAUAUGCAAACAGAUGAUCUGGAGCAAAAGAAACUCGUAUAUUUAUAUCUCAUGAACUAUGCGAAGACACAACCUGAACUCGUUAUCCUUGCUGUCAACACUUUCGUCAAGGACACUGCCGACCCCAAUCCUCUUGUUAGAGCUCUUGCCAUCCGCACCAUGUCCAUCCUUCGCGCCGAGAAAAUCCUCGAUUACCUCGCUUCACCUUUAUCUCGAUGCCUCAAAGAUGAGAACCCCUACGUCCGAAAGACUGCUGCUCUGUGUGUCGCCAAAGUGUUUGAUUUGAAGCCAGAGCUGGCUAUCGAAUACGGGUUCAUUGAAACUUUGAGAGAUCUUAUCGGCGAUGGUAAUCCUAUGGUUGUUGCAAAUGCCGUUGCCGCACUCGGGGAUAUUCACGAGGCUUCUCUUAACCUUCCUUCUUCUCAGCCCGGCUCGCCAAAUGACGAUGAAUCUCCUAGCAGUGUCCGUCCCAAUCAAUCCCUUUUCAUCAUUGACCCCGCUACCCUUACCAAACUCCUUGUCGCUUUGAACGAAUGUUCUGAAUGGGGUCGUAUUGCCAUCCUCACCACCUUGGCGAGAUAUAGGACAAAUGACGAGAAGGAGAGUGAACAUAUCUGUGAAAGAGUGAUGCCCCAGUUUCAGCACGUGAAUGCGGCAGUUGUGUUGGGUGCGGUAAAGGUGAUCAUGAUUCAUAUGAAAAAUGUCACCAAGGAAGACCUUUUGAAGUCUCUUACUCGAAAAAUGGCUCCUCCAUUAGUCACCCUUAUCUCCUCACCGCCCGAGGUGCAAUGGGUCGCACUUCGUAACAUCAACCUCCUCUUGCAGAAACGUCCCGAUAUCCUUGCCAGCGAGAUGCGCGUUUUCUUCUGCAAAUAUAACGAUCCUUCCUACGUCAAGGUGGAGAAACUUGAGAUUAUGGUUAGAUUGGCGAACGAGAAGAAUGUGGACACUUUGCUUGGGGAGCUGAAGGAAUACGCGUCGGAAGUUGAUGUCGAUUUUGUUCGCAAGGCUGUCAGGGCGGUUGGCCAAGUUGCUAUCAAGAUCGAUGAGGCUGCCGGGCGAUGUGUCGAAGUAUUGAUGGAACUGAUCGAGACAAGAGUCAGCUAUGUCGUACAGGAGGCUGUCAUCGUCGUCAAGGACAUCUUCCGAAAAUACCCCCACUCAUACGAAGGUAUCAUCCCGGCGCUCUGUGCUAAUCUUGAGGAAUUGGAUGAGCYUGAGGCCAAGGCCUCUUUGAUUUGGCUCAUCGGCGAGUACGCAGAGAAGAUUGAGAAUGCGGACGAGUUGCUGGGAGCGUUCUUGGAGACUUUCAGUGAGGAAAGCUAUCCUGUUCAACUUCAAACCCUUACUGCGAUUGUCAAGCUGUUCCUCAAGAAACCUGAUGAAAGCCAGGCUAUCGUCCAAAAAGUGCUUCAAGCUGCUACAAAGGACUGUGACAGCCCAGACGUCAGAGAUAGGGCCUACAUAUACUGGAGAUUGCUGUCAUCCGACCCCGCCGCUGCCAAGUCUGUUGUUUUGUCAGUCAGACCACCUAUCAGUCUUCCUCAAACGACUGUCGCUCCUGCAAUCCUUGAGGAGCUUAUUGGCGAAAUCUCGACAUUGGCGAGUGUGUACCACAAGCCUGCGGCUACGUUCAUAGGCAAAGGUCGUUUGGGUGCAGACGAGAUGCACAAGAAGAGCUUGGAUGCCGAGGACGAUGUCUCACGCGAAAAGGCUCUUCAAGCUGUCGUUGCCGGUAACCAAGCCGAAAACCUGCUCGACUUUGACGACGAACCUACUCCUACCAACGGCGAAUCUUCCAUCCCUGCUCCGGGUGCGGGUUUGGGCAUCUCUUCUCAGGCUAUUGCGAGCGCAGCCAAGAGCACGAACCCGUUAGAUGAAUUAAUGGACUUGUUCUCCACUGCUAGCAUGACAACACCAGUCGUUCAACCUGGUCAGCCUGCAGCUCAGGCUCAAACGUCAGCUCAGAGUUCAGGGGGUUUGGGCGGGUUAAAUGGAUUGGCAGGGCUGUCUAGCCCACCGCAGAGUGUAUCGCCGCAACCCGGAGCUCCGCAAAGCCAGAAACAACAACAGCAGGCGGCGGCUCAAGAUGAUUUGUUGGGGUUGUUUUAGAUGAAUAACUGAAAAUGUAUGUUGAUAUGGGUCUUCAAGUGGUAAACGCCGCUUUCGUGUCGCAGUUGAGCUGAGUGAAGGCAUUGUGGCGGAGACACUUAAAUAAGAUGUAGAUGUGAGUUGAUAGCACAUAUUUUGCACGUAUUUCAAAGAUAUGGCAAUUCAAGUCGAAAAAUCAAACCCAUCAGACAUUCAAGUUCUACAUCCCCUGCCCGCCGACCUAGACAGAUGCCUACAAAGCACUACCCGAUGCGUGUCCUUCGAUGGAACAACAAAAUGCGCUGCUUUGUUUAACUUUUCCAUUGGAUACCCGUGGCUAUCCUCGCAACUGCAACCGGCAAGCUCAGCCUCAAUCUAUAGUACCACCCAUAUUGACAGAUUUGGCCGGAUCAUCCAAUUUUAUUGUUUCCAGCACACGCAUGGAUGGUCGGGAACUGAUGGAAGCGUGGGCAGGAAAAAAACGUGUCGAGGGUCCUUUGGCCACGGCUUCGCAGUGAUUUUUCGAGGACGCAUCUGCAAGACGACAAGAUAAAAGCCAUAUACAGUCACAGAUGAUAAUGAUAUGCCAAU
Cryptococcus deneoformans JEC21 is the source of this 2970-nucleotide messenger RNA. Its product is annotated as clathrin binding protein, putative. The transcript is spliced from 10 exons. Gene Ontology annotation, biological process: intracellular protein transport; vesicle-mediated transport. The record is from RefSeq and is a predicted model, not a curated record. Bases 133 to 2400 code for a protein of 755 amino acids. Gene Ontology annotation, molecular function: clathrin binding. Lineage: Eukaryota; Fungi; Basidiomycota; Tremellomycetes; Tremellales; Cryptococcaceae. Gene Ontology annotation, cellular component: membrane coat.